GGGGCGGGAGUGACACGUUCCCAUGGGGAAGCGGCCGCGUGUCCCUGAGGCCCGGGGCGGGGCGUCUUAUCUUAAAGGGGCCGCGCCCCAGCGGGAGCCGGGAAGAGCCCAGACGGCUGCGUGGGUUUUUCCAUCCCAUCUCAGGUGAGGAUGGCAGAGAAGAUCCUUGUGACGGGAGGAGCUGGGUACAUCGGCAGCCACUGCGUGCUGGAGCUGGUGGAAGCCGGCUAUAUCCCUGUGGUGAUCGAUAACUUCCACAAUGCCAUCCGAGGGGGAGAUGCUCUUCCUGAAAGCCUACAGCGUGUGCAGGAGAUUGUGGGCAAGAAGAUUCUUUUCCAGGAGCUGGAUAUCCUUGACGAGACAGCUCUGCGGGAUCUCUUUCAGAAGCACCAUUUUUCAGCUGUGAUGCACUUUGCGGGGCUGAAGGCCGUUGGGGAGUCUGUUCAGAAACCCCUGGAGUAUUACAAGGUGAACCUCACAGGGACCAUUCAACUGCUGGAGACAAUGAAAGCACACGGGGUGAUGGACGUUGUGUUCAGCAGCUCGGCCACGGUGUACGGAGACCCUGCCUACCUCCCGCUGGAUGAGAACCACCCGGUUGGGGGCUGCACCAAUCCCUAUGGCAAAUCCAAGUACUUCAUUGAGGAGAUGAUACGAGACCUGUGCAAGGCUGAGAAGGACUGGAAUGCCAUUCUCCUCCGGUAUUUCAAUCCCAUCGGAGCCCAUGAGUCAGGAAGAAUCGGAGAGGAUCCCCAGGGAAUCCCCAACAAUCUGAUGCCCUACGUUGGUCAGGUGGCAGUGGGGCGCCGGGAGUACCUGAGCGUGUUUGGGGACGAUUAUAAGACAGCUGACGGAACAGGUGUCAGGGAUUAUAUUCAUGUCGUGGAUCUAGCCAAAGGCCACAUCGCUGCUCUGAAGAAACUGAAAGAAAACUGUGGCUGCAAGAUCUACAACCUGGGCACAGGCUGCGGUUACUCUGUCCUGCAAAUGAUCAAAGCCAUGGAGAAAGCAUCAGGAAGAGAGAUAAAGUACAAGAUCACUGCGCGGCGGGAGGGGGACGUUGCUGCCUGCUAUGCUGACCCCACCCUGGCCAAGCAGGAGCUGGGCUGGAAAGCUGCCUUCGGGCUGGACAAGAUGUGUGAAGAUUUGUGGCGGUGGCAGGUGCAGAAUCCCACAGGCUUCAGCAACAACUAGAACGUUGGCCACGGGGAGCCGCCAGGCUGGGGCCGGCCUGCUGGAGUCUCAACCCCCAGAGAGCUGAAUUGCUUUCUCUGCGGGGGUGGGCCGGCCUGAGUCGUACUGAGCCAGUGAAACUUUCCCACCUUUUAACCAGGAGCUGACUUUUCUCAUGGCCUGGGGCAGUCAAGAAACACUCUGGGCCCUGGCCUGGCCUCAGGGAGGGGGAAGCCCCCGGCUCUACAGCAGCAGAGGUCUGAGCAGACCCCAUCCACACUUAGCUGCUGGACUGCACUGAGCAGAACUUGCACAGUUUAAAACAUCGCAGCACGAUUCAGUGGAGUCCCUCCGAGCAGGAACAGAGCCCACCAAGCCAUGCUGGACUCCAGUGCCAAGGGGCUUGCUCCCUCACUGCCCUGAAUGCAGAGAUGCUCACUGAGCAGGGGCCCUUCCCUCUUACCUACCUCACAAGGACAGGACACCACAUGCCCUCUGCUGCUUCCCAUGGGCCAGGCCAUGUCUUCAGCAUUUUCGUAUACACGAGCCCACCCUGCCCCUGUGGUCCUAUUUCCCCAUGCGUGGAAACAUCUUCCCCAGCCCAGGGGGUGGGGGGGGGUUUGUCUUCCACCUUCGGGGCUUGCACACUGCCUUUUCCCUUCCCCCGAAGCAGUUUGCUCCCUGCCUCAGUUCCCUCACCCUUGCCUGUAGGGGCCCAAAGGAGAUUUUUAUUAUGUCUGUUGGACUCAGAAGCCAGUGCCUGGUGCUUACAAGUCUGCUGUGUCAAACUGUGGCGAGCUAGCUCUGUGGCGUUCAAGGGCCAGGCAUGCUUUAGUCAAUGACUCUUGUAGGACAGAGCGUGUACGUGAGAGGAAAAUCACAUUCCCAGCCCUUUGUGCCUGUAGAUGUUUACAAGCUCACUCAGCAAGUGGCAGCGGCAGCUACUCACCGAAGCCUGCCUGGGGCAACGGUUUGUUUUCCUGGCUCCUGAAGAUUUUAUUUAUUACAGAGAACACUGUAAGCGAGCCGGGGACACAGGCCAUUCUGUUCCGCUCGCACUUCCUACAGCUCAUAACUGAUGCUACUGAAUGAUAGGGUGAGAUUUUGACUUGCUUCAGGGGCCAGCGCGAUUCAAACUAGUUCCCACCUUAGAGACGAGGUGGCACAGAGCUGCUGGGCCCCAGUAUCUCAUUGCAUUAAAGAGACCAGCUUAACAUCUUG
This is a messenger RNA of Dermochelys coriacea (leatherback sea turtle), 2394 nucleotides long. RefSeq names its product UDP-galactose-4-epimerase (gene GALE). The transcript is spliced from 11 exons. Gene Ontology annotation, cellular component: cytosol. Lineage: Eukaryota; Metazoa; Chordata; Testudines; Dermochelyidae. Gene Ontology annotation, biological process: beta-D-galactose catabolic process via UDP-galactose, Leloir pathway. Bases 151 to 1194 code for a protein of 347 amino acids. The record is from RefSeq and is a predicted model, not a curated record. Gene Ontology annotation, molecular function: UDP-glucose 4-epimerase activity.